Austrofundulus limnaeus is the source of this 858-nucleotide messenger RNA. RefSeq names its product ubiquitin thioesterase OTUB2. The coding region runs from base 117 to 803 and encodes 228 amino acids. The record is from RefSeq and is a predicted model, not a curated record. Gene Ontology annotation, cellular component: nucleus. Lineage: Eukaryota; Metazoa; Chordata; Actinopteri; Cyprinodontiformes; Rivulidae. Gene Ontology annotation, molecular function: ubiquitin binding; cysteine-type deubiquitinase activity. Gene Ontology annotation, biological process: negative regulation of double-strand break repair; protein K48-linked deubiquitination. The transcript is spliced from 6 exons.
CGUUUUUCAGAAAGUGGAAGCUAAACAAAUGUUUCGCUUCGACACAUUCGACGCACGUUUUUGCCAAAAUGAAAUCGCGUUUCCCCGCAUUUUCGUCUACUUCACGUUGUUGAAAUAUGAAGAUGGACGUCGGCAGCCUCGUUUCACGCAGAGAAGACAUUUCUGCACUGUUCCCUGCGGAAACACCGAGUGCCAAAUACAAAGAUUUAAGCCUCCGGUUUUCUGCCGUUAGAAAAGUGAGCGGCGACGGGAACUGCUUCUACAGAGCCUUCUGCUUUGCUUACCUGGAGUCCGUUUUACACAAACCCAGAGCUCUGCAGAGGUUCAAGGAGAAGAUCAUCCAAAGUGGCACAGCUUUGACUUCAGCCGGAUUUGACGAGAGUUCCUUCAGCCAUUACCAGAAUACAGUUGUUUAUGUUGUGGAGCAGUGUCUGGCUGAUGAGCAGGAAAACACUUUAUUCAAACUCUUCAAUGAGCAACUCAUCUCUGAUGAAGUGGUUCAGUAUCUCAGGCUGCUCACAUCAGCCCACCUCCAAAACCAUGCAGACGACUUCUGUCACUUUGUCGAAGCGCCUGAUCUUAAAGUCUACUGCCGCCAGGAAGUGGAGGUGAUGACGAUGGAGUGUGAUCAUGUGGAGAUCUUGGCCUUGUUGCAGGCGCUGGAUGUGGGCAUUCACAUCGUUUCUAUGGAGGGUGAUGAGCAGCUGGCUCACCACAUCAUUCCAGAGGGGGCAGAUUCAUCCCUGCACCUCCUCUACCAAACGUCACAUUACAACAUCCUCUACCAACGAACUCCGCUCUGACCAGAGGUCCCCCGGGACACAGCUUGGCUCAGUGAAUAAACCGCACUUAAGACUA